This is a messenger RNA of Alternaria arbusti, 1437 nucleotides long. RefSeq lists its product as uncharacterized. NCBI's taxonomy places the organism in Eukaryota, Fungi, Ascomycota, Dothideomycetes, Pleosporales, Pleosporaceae. Bases 1 to 1437 code for a protein of 478 amino acids. The transcript is spliced from 4 exons. The record is from RefSeq and is a predicted model, not a curated record.
AUGUCGAAGAUGCUACUUCCGGUAGCUGGAGUAUUCUCCCUGCUAGCCCCUACCGCGCUCUCCCUAUGCCCACCACCAGGUGCAAUUCUCCCACCACCAUCAAUCGCUGCCCAUACCUCCAACUUCAGCAUACCGGAUGCUGUAUUCCAAAACUUUAGUUUCAUGGAAGACACUUCGUUCGCGGUCCAGGCUUCUAUCGGCAACACCACGGUCUUCCAAUAUGAGCACACAGCCCCUGGCCGUGAAGUCAAUCAGUCGCUCUUCGACACCAAGCUUCGCAUAGCUAGUGCAACCAAGCUGAUCACGGCACUUGCUCUGGAGUUGAGUAAAGACAAGAUCGGCUUGGAUGAUCCGAUUACAAAGUUCAUUCCUGGUCUGAACGAAGAAUACUACGGAGAUGUAACGAUCAGGUCCCUAACCGAUCACACUUCCGGUCUCGGUCGCUUCGGCUACACAACAGACAUAGCAUUCGGCCAAAACGCAACCGCCCUCGGCCUCCCUCUACUCAACAACACCCUCCCAGGCUGCGACCCCAUCCCCGGUGGCCGAAUGUGCACGCCCCAAGAGAUCCUCGACGAGUUCAACAACCCAGUCUACGCCCCACACUCCCCUUCCUCCCGCGCCAUGUACAGCAACAUCGGGUACAUCCUCCUUGGCAAAGCCCUCUCAGCAGCCCACAACACCACCUACGAAGACGUGAUCCAAAAGCUCAUCCUCGACCCCGUUGGCAUGGCAAACUCCUCCUUCUCCGUCCCCUCAGAUGACGGAACCGCCGUCCUACCCCGCCGCCCUGAAGAUGCCUCAUGGUUCGUGGCCCCCUUCGGCAAUCUGAACCCAACAGGCGGUUUGUGGUCCACACCCAACGACCUGCUCACCCUGCUUCACGCGCUCAAGAACGGGGAGCUACUCAGCAAAGUAGCAUUGAGGAAGUGGAUGCAGCCCACCACCUUCCUCCGGUCUCUCCACCAAUACGUCGGUGUAGCAUGGGAGAUCUUCCGUAUCGACGACCUUCCGCUCGAGUUUCCGCGCGCGAUCGAUGUGUAUACGAAAUCGGGUGGUGUACCGGGGUAUGGGAGUUAUCUUGUGCUGAUCCCGGAAUACGAUAUCAGUAUCACGAUUAAUGCGGCAGGGGGCGAGACGAGUUAUUCGAGUGUUGAGCUGCUGGAUAUAAUUGCGGAGAGGAAGUACGCUAGGAGGUAUGUGCUUGAGAUGGCGUCUUCGAACGACACGCUCGUUUUGUCUUCGACGGCGGGUCCGGGUUUGGCUAUCGAGGCGCUGAGCGUCAAUGGCGCUGACAUCAUUGCUGCUUUGGCUAUGAAGCAGAAUGUCCCGUUGGACAACUUUAGCAUUCUCUGGGUACGCAAAGCGAGAAUUGGAGGAUGCUGCCUGAUCAAAUCAGGCCGGCGAAGAAACUGUGGGCCGGGCUGGAAUGUAUGA